AACACACACAGGCGUAUGUUACUUAAGCAACUUUCAGCGCUGAAUAAAGCAGGAUCUCCACAGCUAGCAAAACUGAGAUAAACAUCAGUACCAUGGCUCUCAGAAGUGUCAGUCGUCUUCUCUCCAGUGCCCAGAAGUGUGUUGCUGUCAAUGCAUGCAGAACCCAAGGCACUGCUGCUACAGCCGCCAGAGAUGCUGAAGAGGUGAAAAAAUCUGGGAAGCCAUCAAAGGUGCAAUUCAGCUGGCGCGACAGCCUGGACCUGGAGGGUCGACUUACAGAAGAGGAGAUCAUGAUCCGGGACUCCUUCCGUGACUACUGUCAGGACAAACUCAUGCCCCGCAUCCUCAUGGCCAACAGACAUGAACAUUUCCACCGUGAGAUUGUUUCAGAGAUGGGAGAGUUGGGCGUUCUGGGGCCAACCAUUAAAGGUUAUGGGUGUGCGGGCACUAGCUAUGUGGCAUACGGUUUGAUCGCUAGAGAAGUAGAGCGAGUGGACAGCGGCUAUCGCUCGGUCAUGAGUGUCCAGUCCUCCCUGGUCAUGCACCCCAUCAAUGCUUACGGCACAGAAGCCCAGAAGGAGAAGUAUCUUCCCAGGCUUGCUCGCGGUGAAAUCCUGGGCUGCUUUGGUCUGACAGAGCCGAACCACGGCAGUGAUCCUAGCAGCAUGGAGACCAAAGCCAAGUACAACUCUUCCAGUAACACCUUCACUAUUAGUGGCGCCAAAACAUGGAUCACAAAUUCUCCCGUGGCUGACAUUGCAGUUGUGUGGGCCAAGUGUGAAGACGGAAGGGUCCGUGGUUUUAUUCUUGAACGUGGCAUGGAAGGUUUUACGACCCCCAAAAUCGAGGGAAAGUUCUCGCUGAGGGCGUCUGCAACUGGCAUGAUCCUCAUGGAUGAGGUGGAGGUCCCCGAGGAGAACAUGCUGCCCCAUGUCUCCGGCCUGGCUGGUCCAUUCGGGUGCCUCAACAAUGCUCGGUAUGGAAUUGCCUGGGGAGCUCUUGGAGCGGCUGAGUUCUGCUUCCACGCUGCCAGGCAGUACACUUUGGACAGAAUUCAGUUUGGAGUCCCACUGGCCAGAAACCAGCUGAUGCAGAAGAAGAUGGCCGACAUGUUGACAGAGAUCACACUCGGGCUUCAGUCGUGCCUGACUCUGGGAAGACUGAUCGAUGAGAAGAAAGCGGCUCCAGAGAUGAUCUCCAUGUUGAAGAGGAAUAGCUGUGGGAAGGCGUUGGAUAUUGCAAGACAAGCGAGAGAUAUGCUGGGAGGGAACGGGAUCGCAGACGAGUAUCACAUUAUUCGUCAUGUCAUGAACCUGGAGGCGGUGAACACGUAUGAAGGAACUCAUGACAUCCAUGCCUUGAUCUUGGGCAGAGCCAUCACUGGACUUCAGUCGUUCACCGUUGGAAAGUAAAAGAAGACGGAGCGUUUUAGACAGACAGUCUUGGGUGGAUUGUUAGUGUCUCCUGAAUAUAGCACUGGGUCCAAAGGAGAUCUAAUCUGUACAGGUAAUAUUUACCUCAAGAGAAGCAAGGGAAGGUUUAUUUUAUGGUUUGUAAAUAAAAGCUGGAAGCCAGAGUCUGCAGAUCAGCGGGAGUUGAACUGUUCUUUAUUAACUCAUGCCGUGAACUGAUGAAUAACAUAUGAGUGGGAAUGUCUUGCGAGCUCAAACAAACAUCUUAAUUUUAGUAUUAUUCCAACACAAACUGGAGUGGAGGAAGAGGACGAACCGCAAAUUAAUCUUGGGGCUCAGCUGUCUUGUUCAUGGCUGGUCUGAGAAAACGUAGGAUCUUCAUGGCUUCCAUCAGUUCUUUGUUGAGGGUGCUACAUCUCUCGAAAAUCUCGCCCAGUUCCUGCAGCUUCACCUGCAUGUCAUUGCUGUUGGCCUCGUAGAAGGUGAACAUGUGUUCCUGCAUCAGCUGGCAUGUUCGUGUGGCCUGGCAGAGCAGAGCAGAGCAGCGGCUCUCAGUGACAGACCUCAGCGGUCAGAGGUGAAGCACACAGCUACCUCCUCCACCAGUUUACUGCUGAAGUUCUUGAUGACGUCCUGGUCACCGGCUCGCCUGUCGUUGAUCUUCUCCACCAAGAGUUGGACUUGCUGUCUGAUGUCGUCAAUGGUCGAACUGCAGAACAAUGAACUACUGGGUCAAACCUGGGUUUCAAACACAGACGAUGACACCGUUUUUCUACCUAGAAUCUUGUAUCUGACUCUCAUUCAGCCACCUC
This is a messenger RNA of Synchiropus splendidus (mandarinfish), 2224 nucleotides long. Its product is annotated as glutaryl-CoA dehydrogenase, mitochondrial-like. Gene Ontology annotation, biological process: fatty-acyl-CoA biosynthetic process; fatty acid beta-oxidation using acyl-CoA dehydrogenase. Bases 93 to 1412 code for a protein of 439 amino acids. Gene Ontology annotation, molecular function: flavin adenine dinucleotide binding; fatty-acyl-CoA binding; glutaryl-CoA dehydrogenase activity. The record is from RefSeq and is a predicted model, not a curated record. NCBI's taxonomy places the organism in Eukaryota, Metazoa, Chordata, Actinopteri, Syngnathiformes, Callionymidae. The transcript is spliced from 12 exons. Gene Ontology annotation, cellular component: mitochondrial inner membrane.